Molecule: messenger RNA, 967 nt
Organism: Pomacea canaliculata
Lineage: Eukaryota; Metazoa; Mollusca; Gastropoda; Architaenioglossa; Ampullariidae
Exons: 8
Coding region: 164-874 (236 amino acids)
Source: RefSeq, a predicted model, not a curated record
GAGGGACAAAAGCCCAGAAGGAGCUCUCAAAACCGAUGCCACCAGAGUUUUAGUCAGUGCCAGUCGGCUGCCACCCGAGGACCGGGACAGGCUAUAAAAGAGAUUCCACAGGUGGGCUGACCAGCGCUUGCUGAUAAUCAACUGGGCUGCAACAGACCACAAGAUGCGAACUCUGCUGCUGCUGAUGCUGGUGGGCUCCGCCCUCACGCAGACGACCACCCACAAGCCCAACAUCUUCCAGAGCCUGGGCAGUGUCUUCUCAACCACCUUCGAUUCUCUGACGGAUGCUCUUGGAGACUACUUGAAAAGCCAGGGCACAAAUCUCCUGCAUAAUCUGCUUCCCAGUCUGGCAGGAGAGUUCCUUCAGAGUGGCCUGUGGAGUUUGGUAGAUGCAGCCAUACACCCGGGAGGGACACCCGCUACUGGCAAGCGCAACAUUGCUGAGGAUCUGGAGAGUCUGAAGCAAAGUGUGCAGCUGGUGCUUCACCAGGCGGAGGCUGAAGCGGAGGACAUCAAGCAUGCUCUUCAGAGUCUGGUGGGCAAAGUGCUGACCGGCCAGCUGUCGCUCACCGAGUUCCAGCAGUUGGUCCCCAAGUUCCAAGAGAUAGCUAACGAGCUGCUAUCCAAGCUGAGAGAGGGAGUGCUGACGGAGGUACACAAGUUGGCAGGCAACAAGAGGGAGUUACUGGACCUCAGCCUUCUAACCCACCUGCUGCAAGGUCUGGAGACUCAGGGCCAGGCGGUCUUUGGCCAGGUGCUUCAAGAGAUCCAAGCUUUGGCUAACCCUGGCAACUUACUGUCCCUCCUGACUGAAGCUGCCAGCAAGCUGGGCUUGACCAACGUCUUGGGCUCUUUGGCCGGUUUGAUUGGCUAAGCUGACCAGUAAUGUCUGGAGCAGUACAGCGAGGUGAACACUCGUCACGAUCGAGCUGUUGGUCAACUAAAAAUAAAAGAAGAGAAAUGUUAA